Molecule: messenger RNA, 2947 nt
Organism: Owenia fusiformis
Lineage: Eukaryota; Metazoa; Annelida; Polychaeta; Sabellida; Oweniidae
Source: the annotation of a GenBank genome assembly
GGCGAUUAUUAAGCUUCUCAUCAAGAAUGGUAAUGAAUGGAUUUAUCUGAUAUUAUCCUAGGAAUACAAAGGUUUUGACAAUCGUUAACGCAAAGGACCCGGGGGAAGGGAUCGAACUGUAUCCUCUGAAUCUCUUGUUCAGCAAUCUCAUUAUACUUCAGAUUUGACUAAUUCAAAAACUUCAGGCGUGAGGGGAUAAGAUAAGUGGAAAAUCUCCUCCAUACUUUCUCCACAAGCCUUGAUUUGAGGGCAAAUUGCGGCAUAACAGUAAAAUAUAAAGUGAGAAUGAUCGGUCCCUUUGAAAUUUCAAUUAAAAUUUGUGGUGGUUCAUGACUCUUCAAUCGGAAAGUUUUUCGAAAAGUUCACUAGAACAUUAUCACACGUUUACACUGUUUUGCACACAUGGAGUCUACAACUGGAGAAAUGUAAUAUCAGGAUUAUUCCUGUGUUGAAAAGAAACAGAAAAGACGUAUUCACAUUUGGUACUCAAUCACAUUCCCCACUAUGCUGUUAGAAGGACUACUCCUUAGUGUGGUGCUCUUACAUCUGAAUCUCUGCCCAUUUACCAAGGUGGAAGAGAGUUUCAACCUUCAGGCCAUGCAUGACAUACUAUUCCAUAGAACAAACCUGACAGCUUAUGAUCACUUGGAGUUUCCAGGCGUCGUCCCAAGAACAUUUAUCGGACCUUUAAUUGUCAGUGCAGUAUCUUCGCCUAUUGUGUACUUGAUCAAUUUAUUAGAGCUUGGGAAAUUUCCUGUUCAGAUCGCAGUUCGAGGAUCAUUAGGUGUCUUAGUUGUGAUGGCAUUGUUGCGUUAUGUGAGAUCAGUCAGGAGACUUUAUGGGAAAUCUGUCGCACGCUGGACUAUUGCAAUAUUGGCAUCACAGUUUCAUCUUAUAUUUUACUCAACCCGUCCACUUCCAAAUAUAUAUGCAUUUAUCAUUGUAAUGUAUGCAGUUUCAGCAUGGAUGGAAAAGAAAAAUGGACAGUUCAUUUGGAGUUCAGCAUUCGCAAUAAUAACAUUCCGGUCUGAACUCUGCCUGUUGCUAGGAUUGAUGUUACUAAUUGGAAUUAUAAGAGGGAGGAUAAGCAUUGGAACAACUUUAUACUAUGCCAUUCCAGCCGGGAUUGUAUGUCUUGGAUGUACAAUUUUAAUUGACUCUGUGUUCUGGCAGCGUUGGUUAUGGCCUGAAGGGGAAGUGUUGUAUUAUAAUACAGUACUCAACAAGAGCUCCAACUGGGGAGUGAUGCCUUUCUGGUGGUAUUUCACAUCUGCUAUGCCUCGUGCGCUUGGUGCAAGUAUCGUUCUUGUUGCUAUAGGAAUAUACUACCAAUCAAAACUGUUUGAUCUUAUAGUCUCAGGGUUGCUUUUCGUGUUUCUCUAUUCAUUCCUGCCUCACAAGGAGUUACGAUUUAUAAUCUAUGUUAUUCCUAUUUUGAAUACAGCAGCGGCAGUAACUUGUGAUCAUUUAUGGAAAAAUCGUAAUAAAUCUAUAUUUCGCUACCUGCUUGGACUUGGGGUAUUGGCGCAUAUUUUUCUUAAUAUUGGCCUGACUGGUUUUAGUACAUAUGUGUCAAAAUAUAAUUAUCCUGGAGGGGAAGCCAUGGUAAGACUACAUACCACAGUUCCUGUAAAUCAUUCAUUGAAUCUACAUAUAGAUGUCAUGUCCGCUCAAACGGGAAUAUCGCGAUUUCUUCAAUUAAAUGAUGAUUGGAUUUAUAGCAAAGAAGAAAAUUUGAAAGCUGGAAGUAGCGCAAUGAUGCAGUUUUCACAUUUGCUUAUAGGUGUCACUAGUGAUGAACAAACUGAACUUUUACCAUAUAAGGAGACACAUAAAGUCAUUUUUGCAAUAAAAGCAUUUGAAAAGAUUAGUUUUGACAGGACAAAAUUUCCUUUCAUUUCAAUCAAGUUUAAAAACAAAAUAUUUUUACUUGAGAAAGUAUAAUAGUAUUUGUGCCAUAUGAAUUUUAUGAUAAAAAAAUUGUAAUUUAUUGAUAUCAUUAUUUUAUAGAUACAGAAUAUGAUUGAAAUGAGUUGAUAUAAAUUAUAUUAAGAGAUAGUUAGAAAAUAGGGAUGAGUAAUGUAUAUGAAGAAAUGUCACCUUUAUUGAUUUUAUUGUAUCAUAGAUUGACUUCAAAUCUGUACAAAUGUCAAGGUUAAUCAGAUAUCAGGUCUUCGAGCUGAUUUACUUCUCAGUGGCCUUUGUAAACUCGACCUGUGUAAGUGGAACAGCAUGCAUAACAACUUUCAAUAUCACUAUUUUGAGGUUCCAAAGGUGUUUUACUUACAUACACCCUGUUCAGGAAAUAAAAACAAUAAUGUCAUAAUUUUUUUAUUUCUUGUUCAUGGAUUUCGAUGAUAUUUAACAGGGAUUAUAUUUUCAACAUAUCUGAAUUUAUUUUUGAAGUUUCAGUCUCAAGGGAUUUCAUUGGUCAAUUCUGUGGUUGUCAUAGCAACGCUAGUAGUGCAAAGGUGGGGCAGCUGGAAUAACAGCACUUAUUUUGUAUGUCUAACUGACCAUAUGAAAGUCAUCCUUACAAUAAAUUACAGUACUUUAAAUUUCGAAUAUUAUUGCUAUAUAUAUUUGGUAAGCACCCAAUUAACAAAAUAGUGUAUUGUACACACAAAAGAAACAACUAGGUUUGUAAUAAUACUAGCUAAAUAGAUAUGUUCAUAGAUAUUUAGAUUGUAAAGUGAUUGUAAAUCAGAUUCAAGAAAAUAGGAAUUGCCAAGGAAAAGUAGUAUUAGCUCAAUUGAGAAAAACAUAUCUUUUUUAACUCACUAGUACUUUUCCCUUGGUCUAUGGGAAUUACUGUACAUGUACAGUAAAACUUGUUUUAGUGAGCACUUCUCUCAAGUGAACACUUAUGUCUAGUGAAUAUCUCUUCUCAGCACAUACUCCACUGAGUUCUGUAUAAAAUUGCUUAUGAAGCCAUAAAAAUGUGUUC